GGUGUGAUGGACUAGUACGCAAUGCUCCCUCGCAAGGCACAGCAAACUUCUUUCUCAACGCGCGAGUGCUGCUUAGUGAAUUGCUUGCUGGCUGGCCAAAAGCUGGUGGCAGUUAUUGUGUGAAUUGGAGAAUCUUGGUUUGGAUGUUUGGAAAUUAGAAGCAAAAUCAAAUACGCCUUGUGCUAGUUGGAUUCGUAAACAGGUCUCAGUCGUUGUACCAGCUUUAUCAUCAUGGACUUUGACAGUUGAUGCAGUCCAAACUGACUUCCAAACUGAAGGGUAUGAUCUUCUCCGAGCGGCCCGUCACUCGGUCUGGUCGCACGCCCACCAAAGACGAGGCACAGGCGGAGCUUAUCUCGGACGGGGCGGGGCCUAGCUCGGACGGGGCCGCGGAGGCGGAGCCUCACAAGACUCAAAACCCUUCGCUGGAAGAAGGGGCCGGAUCCGUAAAAAAACAACGAAAUGGCAAGAAGAAAAAGAGCAGCAUGAAGAAGCGGGAAUCCCCAGAGAAGGGCUCGCUCCAGCGACAAAAUCAACUCAUCAGAGGGCACCAGAAACAUGACAGCACGCAGCAAGUCCACGUCUGUGAUUACAGUGUGGGCGGGGCUUCCAACAUCGAACCAAUCAAACACUUCAUCGACUCAUGUAACAAUACUCCUAUUCGUAACUUGACUUCCAAGAAUUCCGUCGCCGAUGACAUGCGAGUUUUGCUCAAUGUGGGCGGAGUCAGGCACGAAACUCACGUGGCCACCCUCAGAAACGUGCCCAACUCUCGCCUCUCACGAUUGGCUGAUAUGCACAUUAACAGUGGGCGGGGCAAACAGGAGUACUUCUUCGACCGACACCCGUCUGUCUUCAAUUCCAUUAUCGACUUUUACAGAACAG
Molecule: messenger RNA, 885 nt
Organism: Aplysia californica (California sea hare)
Lineage: Eukaryota; Metazoa; Mollusca; Gastropoda; Aplysiida; Aplysiidae
Biological process (GO): protein homooligomerization; potassium ion transmembrane transport
Cellular component (GO): voltage-gated potassium channel complex
Molecular function (GO): protein binding; delayed rectifier potassium channel activity
Source: RefSeq, a predicted model, not a curated record